Baudoinia panamericana UAMH 10762 is the source of this 2071-nucleotide messenger RNA. RefSeq lists its product as uncharacterized. The record is from RefSeq and is a predicted model, not a curated record. Gene Ontology annotation, cellular component: cytoplasm. Lineage: Eukaryota; Fungi; Ascomycota; Dothideomycetes; Mycosphaerellales; Teratosphaeriaceae. The transcript has a single exon. Gene Ontology annotation, molecular function: oxidoreductase activity. The coding region runs from base 474 to 1910 and encodes 478 amino acids.
UGAAGUGAAUGUGGCGACUCCGGUCCGCGACAGCAUUUGCAGACAAUGUUAGUCGCCAAAAGCAUAUGCCGCAGGUUCUCUCCCUCCCAACAAGGGAAGAGAUUUGGCUGCCGAGGCCGUAGACGCAACGACUCGAAGUCGUCGAUGAAGCUGCAGCCCUACAUUUCCCGCCUGCCGCUCGAGCCGCAAUCGAACCACGAAUGAGAUCGGCCACGGAAGGCCGCUAUCGCCGCUCGCUCUAUGGACGCUUUAUGCAAGCAUGGCGAUGGCUAUCUUCUCUUUUAGGAGUGCAAAUCAUAGCAAAGCAAUGUAGAAUGGGACGUGUUCCUGUACGCCAUUGAUCAUAUCGCAACGUGUGCAAUCAGUCGAGUCUACAUGAAGGUGAAGAGACGCUGUUACCUUGGGUACCGUGGCCCUGUUCGCGAGAGUAAGCCUGCAUCGGCUUUAUCUGCACGUACAGACUCAAUACAAUCAUGGAGGAGCGGAGCCGCAUACCGCCUGGGGUCCCUCGACGCGAUCCGACCACAUCCUAUUGGCAAGUGCCGCCAUCCGACAUAGCGUCUCUGCGAAGCACGGCGGAAUUGCCAACUACCGCAGACUAUGUGAUUGUCGGUUCGGGUGUUAGCGGAUCGUGCAUCGCUUUCAACCUUCUCUCGCAGCUGCCGGGUGCCAGAGUGGUGAUGCUGGAGGCGAGGCAAGCGGUCAGCGGUGCCACUGGACGUAACGGUGGUCACACAAAGGCCUCUUCGUACCGUAGCUUCCUUGACCACGAGCGAGAGCUAGGCACCGCUGAGGCCGUAAAGAUUGCAAGGCUUCAGUAUGCCAAUAUUGUGGCGACCCAUGCUUUGGCCCGCGAACACGGCAUUAGCUGCGCUUCAACGAUGUGUAGUACCGUAGACAUUAUAUACAGUCAAACUCACCUGUCACUAGGGCGUAAAGCUAUAGAAAGGAUGCGGCAAGUCAUGGGCGAGGAUGAUCCGGCUGCCCAGUAUAGCAUUUGGACUGCAGCAGAAGCAGCCAAGCAGUUUCGUACGCCGAACGCAUUGGGUGCUUUUGAAUCCAUGGCUGGUAGUCUGAGUGCUUACGACUUCACCACUGGGGUGUUGAAACUAUCGCUGUCAUUGGGCCUGAACCUACAAACUGCCACGCCAGCUGAGUGUAUAAGGCCCGAGAUGGUUGAGGGUCAGACGCAGUGGACAGUGAGUACCGCACGAGGCUCUAUCAAGACUGCGAAUCUUGUGCUGGCCACCAACGGGUACACCGCGCAUUUACUGCCUGAGAUGCAAGGCAUCAUAGUGCCGCUGCACGGCCAGAUCGUUGCUCAGCGUCCCGGAAGCGGUCUGCCACAGACAGGUUUAAAGCACACAUAUUCCUUCAUCCAAGAGAGCGGAUACGAAUACAUGAUUAGCCGGCCACCAAGCUCCUUCGAUCCAGGCACGAUUGUCAUUGGAGGCGGAAUCUGGCAGCUGCCAAAUGACGGAGCUUCAAGGUAUGGCGAGACGGACGACUCCUCGCUGGAACCGACAAUUACCUCCUACCUUCGCAAAUGCACGGCAGAUUACUUCGGACCAAAUUGGGGUUCUGACCACCCACAAGGCCGCGUCAAGAAAGAGUGGAGCGGAAUCAUGGGUGCUUCCGCAGAUGGACUUCCGUAUGUUGGUGCGUGGCCGGAUAAGCCAGGCCUCUGGAUCUCGGCAGCGUUCAACGGCCAUGGUAUGGUGUGGUGUUUGAAGGCAGCUGAGGCGCUCGUAGGAUUGAUGACUGGCAACGAAGCUGAGCGUAGAGUCGUACAGCAUUGGUUCCCACGAUCGGCCAUUAUCAGCAAUUUGCGCAUGGCGCGCAAGUUCACCGGUAGGAAGGAUUUGAAGGCCCCCGGAGAAGCAGCCUUUGGAGAAAGGAGCCGACUUUAAUAUGAGUUGCGCUGCAUCAUCCCAUCUCCGACAUUCUAGAAGGCGGUGAGCGCGAUGAAUACGUGUCAGAUUUCAGUAGAGUAUAUGAUACACUGGUGCAUACUCUGUGCAGCUUCUCAAUACUGGUAGCUGUAGUUGUCACACGCAGCCCAUAAUUAGAA